UGCAAGGAAGGAGCCUGAGGACAUGUAGUGCAUCAUUUCCCAGAGAGGCGAUGUGUGAGUCCAUUGAGCGCCGUCGUGGGCAGACGUGGCCCCGGGGCCCCUUCAGUGUCAGGUAGCCCGUAGCCGAAGGAAACAACCUCUGAUGGCUCAAAAUGCGCAGCGGCAGCGGUGAUGGAUGAAAAUAAAAAGUUGUGAAACACUAUGAAGGCAACACGUCCAGCAUCUGAGGAUCAGUGGGCACCGAUGUGAGAGCCAUGGAUCAUUUUUUCCGGAGGAAGCGCGUGGGUCUGCUGAAGCCUCUGCUCAGCCUGUCCCUCGUCUUCGCCUCUUUCCUCAUGAUCCACAAGUUGAAAGUGGCAGAGAAGGACGCAGUGGGAUUAAAACAUGUCAGGGACACGCCGUGGUGUAGCCCCGAGUGUUUUACCUACAAGAAAAGGAUCGUAAAAAACAGUUUGGGGAGCUCGGACUUGCCGGUGCUUAGCAACACAGUGGACCCGCAGCGGGUCUCCAAUAAGACCCCGACUUCCUGGGACGCGCAGGUUCUCAACUGCAGCGAGGACGCGUCGGUGCGGACGCAGGACUGGUUCAAGCGUUUGGACCCGAGGUUCCACCAGUUUGUACUGCACAGACACUGCAGGUACUUCCCCAUGCUCAUCGACCACCCGGAGAAGUGCGCGCGUGGAGAGGCGCACAUCCUUAUGGUGGUUAAAUCCGUCAUCGAGCAGCACGAUCGCCGGGAGGCUGUGCGUAAAUCAUGGGGAAAGGAACACACUGUGGAUGGGAAGAAAAUCAAAACGUUAUUUCUUCUGGGGAGCCCAACGACUGGGAAGGACACUAAGAACCUCCAGAAACUGAUCGAGUACGAGGACAGGAUCUACGGGGACAUCCUGCAGUGGGACUUCAUGGACACCUUCUUUAAUUUGACCCUGAAGGAGGUCAACUUCCUCAAAUGGUUCGACAUCUACUGCUCCGAUGUCCAGUUUAUCUUCAAAGGAGAUGACGACGUGUUCGUGAACACGCAGAACUUGGUGAAGCUCAUCGACUUCAAGGUGGAGGAUCGCAAAGAGGCCAAUUUGUUCGUGGGGGACACCAUCUCCAAGGCGAACCCCAUCCGAAACCGGCAGAGUAAAUACUACAUCCCCAGAGAGCUGUACGAUAAGCCAUAUCCACCUUAUGUUGGAGGAGGAGGGUUCCUCAUGUCCUCCAAGCUGGCCAGGAGGCUCUUCGUGGUCUCCGAGGACCUAGAGUUGUACCCCAUUGACGAUGUGUUUUUGGGCAUGUGCCUGCAGAAGCUGGAAUUGGUCCCGGAGAUGCACCCGGGCUUCAGGACAUUCGGCAUCACCAGGCGCAAGGUGAGCUCCAUGAACAGCGAGCCGUGCUUUUACAAAAACCUCAUCGUGGUGCACAAACUGAGCCCGCAGGAGCUGCUCAGGAUGUGGAACGUGGUGCACAGCGAGGGGCUCGUGUGCUCGCGUAAAGUGUCAAUAUAACUGAAAAUGUAUAUGAAGUAAACUAAUUCACCCAAACUGAACUGAAUACACGGGAGAAUUGCGUUGUUUUUAAUGAUCAUGAUGAUCUUAACACGUCUAUACUGAAUCUGCUGAGUUAUGUUCAAGAAGGGGGAGAAAUAUACAAGUUUUCAUCCUUUUUUUAAUUUCGCAUAUUGUUCUGACGCAAUCCAAGAG
This is a messenger RNA of Notothenia coriiceps (black rockcod), 1685 nucleotides long. It is a transcript of the gene b3gnt7l, whose product is annotated as UDP-GlcNAc:betaGal beta-1,3-N-acetylglucosaminyltransferase 7, like. Gene Ontology annotation, biological process: poly-N-acetyllactosamine biosynthetic process; protein O-linked glycosylation. Gene Ontology annotation, cellular component: Golgi membrane. The record is from RefSeq and is a predicted model, not a curated record. NCBI's taxonomy places the organism in Eukaryota, Metazoa, Chordata, Actinopteri, Perciformes, Nototheniidae. The coding region runs from base 255 to 1490 and encodes 411 amino acids. Gene Ontology annotation, molecular function: hexosyltransferase activity; UDP-glycosyltransferase activity. The transcript has a single exon.